AGGUGAAACUCUGAAUUUUGCAGAAGUACCGUUUGAGGAAGUCCAUGAUAGAGAUAAAGAAGAAUCUAGCGGAGAGUAUGGCAAAGGAUCCAUCGAAGAAUUUCUCAGCGCCGAGGACCCUUAG
Messenger RNA from Paraglomus brasilianum, 124 nucleotides. NCBI's taxonomy places the organism in Eukaryota, Fungi, Glomeromycota, Glomeromycetes, Paraglomerales, Paraglomeraceae. The record is from the annotation of a GenBank genome assembly.